This is a messenger RNA of Trachemys scripta elegans, 2526 nucleotides long. RefSeq names its product nectin cell adhesion molecule 3 (gene NECTIN3). The transcript has 6 exons. The record is from RefSeq and is a predicted model, not a curated record. Gene Ontology annotation, cellular component: apical junction complex; adherens junction. Bases 70 to 1710 code for a protein of 546 amino acids. Lineage: Eukaryota; Metazoa; Chordata; Testudines; Emydidae. Gene Ontology annotation, biological process: heterophilic cell-cell adhesion; symbiont entry into host cell; homophilic cell-cell adhesion.
AGGCGGUGGCUGGUCGGGGGAGCGGGGCGGGCUGGGAUCGUAGCGGCGGCUGGGAGUCGAGUCCGGAGCAUGGCGCGGACCGCGGCGGCCGCUCCUCCCACCCGCGGGGAACUUUCCGCUGCUGCCGCGGAUGCUGCCUCGUCCUCUCCGCGGCGGCCCCCGGCGCUGCCCGGCCCGGCGCUGCUGGGGCUCGGGCUGCUCCUCUGCUGCGGUGCCUUGGCUGGACCAGUGGUUGAUCCACAUGUAACAGCAGUUUGGGGGAAGAAUGUCACACUGAAAUGCAUAAUUGAAAUAAAUGAAACAAUAACACAAAUCUCAUGGGAGAAGAUACAUGGUAAAAGUACACAGACCAUUGCUGUUCAUCAUCCUGAAUAUGGGUUUUCUGUUCAAGGAGAAUACCAAGGAAGAGUGUCAUUUAAGAACUACUCACUUACUGAUGCAACUAUCAUCCUAAACAAUAUAAGCUUCUCUGAUUCAGGAGAAUAUGUAUGCAAAGCAGUUACAUUCCCACUAGGAAAUGCUCAGUCAUCAACAACUGUAACUGUAUUGGUUGAACCCAUUGUGAGCCUAACAAAGGGACCAAACUCUUUAAUAGAUGGUGAAAAUCAGACAAUAGCAGCCAUUUGUACAGCAGCCACUGGAAAACCUGCUGCAGAUGUUGAUUGGGAAGGUGGUCUUGGAGAAAUGGAAUCCCGUUCUACUUUAUUUCCAAAUGAAACUGUGACAGUUGUCAGUCAGUACAAACUCAUACCCACCAAAUUUGCCAGAGGAAGACGCAUAACUUGCAUUGUGAGGCAUCCAGCUUUGGAGAAGGAGAUGAGAUAUCCUUACACAUUGGACAUACUAUAUGCCCCUGAAGUUUCAGUAACUGGAUAUGAUGGAAACUGGUUCAUUGGAAGAGAGCAUGUUCAGCUCCGGUGUAAUGCUGAUGCAAAUCCACUGCCCAUGGAAUUUACAUGGACCAGGUUGGAUGGGCAAUGGCCUGAAGGUUUAAUAUCUUCAAAUAAUACUCUGCAUUUCAACAGUCCAUUGACUUACAAUUAUACUGGGACUUAUGUCUGUAAGGUGACCAAUUCCCUUGGACAAAGAAGUGAUCAAAAGACUAUCUACAUAUUGGAUCCUCCUACUACUACUACACGACCACCCACGAUUCUAUGGCAUCCUUCAACUGAUGGCAUCACAGGUUUAGCAACAGAACCAAAACUAAUACAUUUUCCAACAUCAACCUUGCCAGCAAUGCAGGAAGACAAUUGGGGUAUCAUCAUCGCUAGUGCAGUGGGUGGGGCGCUCUUUCUGAUGCUUGUAAGUGUUUUGGUUGGAAUUAUCUGCUAUAGGAGAAGACGGACGUUCCGUGGUGACUACUUUGCUAAGAACUACAUUCCACCAUCAGAUAUGCAAAAAGAGUCUCAAAUAGAUGUUCUCCAGUCAGAUGAUGUGGAUUCUUACCCUGACAGUAUAAAAAAAGAAAUAAAACAUCCAGUGAACAGUCUAAUAUCAAAAGAUUAUUUAGAAGACCCAGACAAACCAGAGUGGAACAAUGUAGACCAUAUUAACAGGUACCAAGAACGCUAUGAAAGACCAAUGGAUUAUUAUGAAGGAGGAACACUGGGAAUGAAGUACAUGGUUGGCGAAUGUUAUGAUGACAAUGAAGAAGACUUUGUGUCACAUGUAGAUGGCUCAGUAAUAUCCCGGAAGGAGUGGUAUGUGUAGUAACCACUGAUACCUUAACUUGAUUCAUACAGUUCCAUUCAUUAGUUGAUCACUUUCAGGUUGUUUAUAUUUUUACUUGAGGAAAAACAAGCUUUUUGAAGUUGAUUUUCAAGCUUUUGAUAUUGUAAAAUUCUGGGUUAAAUGUAUCUGAGCUGCUUUAUGAUUUUUCAAUGCUGUACUACUGUCUUUGAAAAUAUUGGAAUGUUGAUGCAUAAUGCUUUAUUUGUCUACAGCACAUGUAAGAACCAAGUGCUAAAUUAAAGUUACCAUACAACUUUAGAGUUAAAAAGCAACUGUCUUGGCUUUGUGAUUUAAAAACAGUUUACCUGAGACUAUGAUCAAGUAUAAUCUUUGUUAAGCAUAUGGUUUUUAUAUAUAUAUCUCACACACGCACACACAUAUAUUUUAGACAAACAAGUGAAUUAGUCUCAAAGCUGAAGUUUAUCUAAGGUAAAUUCAAUUCUUAAAAGUAAUUUUUACCAUACAAAAACAUGGAUUUGCUUAAAUCUGUUUUUUCAAAGGUAUAUUUUACUUUUCUACACAAAAAUGAAUACCUCUUUGUUUUAAUGAGCCUUCCUGUAAUAUGAUGUGCAUAGUUAGUGGUAACUUUUAAAGAAAACACGUUGCAUUGAAAAAGUUAGAAUUCUCAGUGAAGGAGUUUAAGGAAUAACAAUGACUCUAUGGAAGGUUUUGUCUUGUAGCUGAUUUUUGAGAACCAUUUUUUACACUACAGUUCAUUUCCAAAAAGUUCUAUUACAGUCUAUGUACAGAAUUUGUCAGUUAGUCCUGUACUUCACAUGAGAUCAAAAACUGAUU